GCCAUGGCUGAAGAUCUACUACAAAGCAACUCCACCUACACCACGUUCAUUUUUAUAGGAUUUCCAGAACUACACGAAUACAGACGUUUACUCUUCUUGCCAUUUUUCAUAAUAUAUGUGCUGGCCCUGGCUGCCAAUUCACUGAUGGUCUAUGUGAUUAGAAAGUGCGAGAACCUGCACAGCCCCAUGUACAUACUGAUAUGCAGCUUGGCUGUUGUCAAUAUAAUCGUCCCCACUGUUAUUGUACCUAACAUGCUUUUCAGCUUCCUGUUUGACUGGAAUGAAAUUUCCUUAGAGGGCUGUUUAACUCAAAUGUUCUUCACACACUUCUUCUCAUCCCUGGAAUCCACCAUCCUCCUGGCUAUGGCUUUGGAUCGACUGGUGGCCAUUUGUAAUCCACUGCACUACUGUGAAAUCAUUAACACUUCCAUGCUGGUGAAACUGGUUAUCUUGACGCUGAUACGGAGCGGCUCGAUAAUGUCCGCUCUUGUCGCCCUCGCACGUCCUCUGAAGUUCUGCAGCUCAAACGUCAUCAGCCACUGCUACUGUGACCACAUGGCCCUUGUCAGCUUGGCGUGCGGCGACAAGAGCAGCAACAAUGCUAUAGGACUCGUGGUAAUCAUCUGCUUUGUGGGCAUCGACAUCUCCAUCAUCGCCUUCUCUUACGUCAGGAUCCUGAGUGUCGUCCUGCGGGCAGCGGUGGGGGAAGAUCGCUGGAAGGCAUUCCACACCUGCGGCACACACCUGAUGGUCAUGAUGAGCUUCUACCUGGUGGGGAGCAUCACGUUUCUGUCGCAUAAUCUCGGCAUCCCCAUCACAACAGACAUGAACACAUUCUUGGGAGUCCUAUACAUCAUCUUCCCCGCCACCAUAAACCCAGUUAUCUAUGGUGUCCGUACCAAGGAAAUAAGGAAUGCAGCUUUGAAAAUGUUUAAUAUGAGGACAAAUAAAACCUUCACUGUAAAUGUGACGACGUUGAAAGUUUAA
Messenger RNA from Paramormyrops kingsleyae, 987 nucleotides. Its product is annotated as olfactory receptor 52K1-like. Gene Ontology annotation, biological process: G protein-coupled receptor signaling pathway. The record is from RefSeq and is a predicted model, not a curated record. Gene Ontology annotation, molecular function: olfactory receptor activity; G protein-coupled receptor activity. NCBI's taxonomy places the organism in Eukaryota, Metazoa, Chordata, Actinopteri, Osteoglossiformes, Mormyridae. Gene Ontology annotation, cellular component: plasma membrane.